Molecule: messenger RNA, 1791 nt
Organism: Physeter macrocephalus (sperm whale)
Lineage: Eukaryota; Metazoa; Chordata; Mammalia; Artiodactyla; Physeteridae
Gene: KLK11
Product: kallikrein related peptidase 11
Biological process (GO): proteolysis
Cellular component (GO): secretory granule
Molecular function (GO): serine-type endopeptidase activity
Source: RefSeq, a predicted model, not a curated record
CUGGGGCCUGCCCUCCCCCACUCCCGGCCAUGAUGAUUCUGCAAUUAAUCAUGUUUGCUCUGGUGACAGGGCAUGUAGCGGGAGAGACCAGGAUCCACAAAGGAUAUGAGUGCUCUCCUCAUUCCCAGCCGCCCUGGCAGGCGGCGUUGUUCCAGAAGACACGGCUGCUCUGCGGGGCAACCCUCAUCGCCGUCAAAUGGCUGCUGACAGCAGCCCGCUGCCACAAGCCAUGGGUCUGAUACGUUGUAGCUCAUCUGGGAGAACACAGCCUCCAGUGACGGGAUGGCUGUGAGCGCACCCGAGCAGCCACUGAGUCCUUCCCCCACCCGGACCUCAACAGCAGCCUGCCCAACAAAGCCCACUGCAAUGACAUCAUGCUGCUGAAAACGGCAGCCCCAGCCUUCAUCACCCGGGCUGUGCGACACAGCGUGUCGUCACACUGUGUCACUGCUGGCACCCGCUGCCUCAUUUCCGACUGGGGCACCACGUCCAGCCCCCAGUUGCACCUGCCCCACACCUGGCGAUGUGCCAACAUCACCGUCCUCGAGCUCAAGGAGUGUGAGGACGCCUACCCUGGGAACAUCACAGACACCAUGGGAUGUGCCAGCGAUCGAGAAGAGGGCAAGGACUCCCGCCAGGGUGAUUCGGGGGGCCCACUGGUCUGUAAUGGGUCUCUUCAAGGCAUCAUCUCCUGGGGCCAGGAUCCGUGUGCUGUCAGCAGAAAGCCCAGGGUUUACACAAAGGUCUGCAAAUAUGUGGACCGGAUCCAGAAGACUAUAGAGAACAAUUAGCCGGGAUCAGCUCAUCACGGCCCAAUCCCCUGAUCCCUGCUUGGUGCUGUGGUACCUGUUCAUUCUGUUAAUAAUGAAGCCUGAGCCAGCACCCCUUUAUGUACUUUUCUGGGGGCCUUCUUGACUAUGAGAGAUGCUGUACCUUAAUAAUCAAUUUGGAGUUUGGAGUUAGGAGACCUGGGUUCUACUCCUGCCUCAUACUAACUUGUGACUCUGGGAGUGAAAAUAGUUGUUUGGUUCACUCUUGUACCUCCAGUCUCAAACACAAUUCCUGGCACACACCAAGGUUUCAAUAAAUAUUUACUAAACAAAUGAAUCUUUUGAAUGCUUACUACGUGCCAGACCCUGGUCCAAGGGCUUUUAAAUGUAUCGACUGACGUAAUCUUCACAAAACACUACAAGGUUGGUACUAUUAUUAUUAUACCCAUUUUGCAGCUGAGGAAACUCAGGCGCAGAGAAACGAAGUCAUCCGUUCACGAUCACGCAGCCAGUAAGUAGAAGAGCAAGGAGUCUGAAGCAAGGUGAUUUCUUAACUGACAAGCAAUACUGUCUUGAUUAAGGCUCCUUUCCUCGGGACUUCCCUGGUGGCACAGUGGUUAAGAAUCUGCCUGCCAAUGCAGGGGGCACGGGUUCGAGCCCGGGUUCGAGCCCUGGUCCGAGAAAAUCCCACAUGCUGUGGAGCAACUAAGCCCGUGCGACACAACUAGUGAAGCCGGCAUGCCACAACUACUGAAACGGGGGCGCCUAGAGAGAGAAGCCACCGCAACGAGAAGCCCGCACACCACUGCGAAGAGUAGACCCUGCUUGCCGCAACUGGAAAAAGCCCGCGCGCGGUAAUGAAGACCCAACGCAGCUAAAAAUAAUCAUCUGUCUCCGACACUAUCCCCGCGACCCCCACGGCCCCUGGGGAUGUGGCACCCUCCUUCCCCAUCUGCGAAGACUUCUUGGAACAGGGACCUGGGGAAUCCCCACGAAAUCCAUCUCUAAAAAGGGUGUUUCG